Helobdella robusta is the source of this 330-nucleotide messenger RNA. RefSeq lists its product as hypothetical. NCBI's taxonomy places the organism in Eukaryota, Metazoa, Annelida, Clitellata, Rhynchobdellida, Glossiphoniidae. The record is from RefSeq and is a predicted model, not a curated record. The coding region runs from base 1 to 330 and encodes 109 amino acids. The transcript has 3 exons.
AUGAAAGUGGAAAAAGUGGAAUUUGAGGAUCGCAAACGACAGGCACUCAGCGUCAAGUGCAGCAGUCGGAAAAUUGAUAAAAAGUUCGGAGCGAUGCAAUGUGAAUUUGAUAAAGUUGAUGAAAUGUGUAGAAUAUUAAAGCCAUGUUUGAUAUUGGGGAGACCAAAUGCAGAUUGCAAGAACGUGAAGUGGGCAAUUAAGAAGAAGACAUGGUUAGACAAAAUCAACUGUAGUCUCCAGUUUAUGGGUUUAAGGAUGGAAUGCUCCACAAUUAGGAAUCUCAAUAUUUUAUCGACUCAUAACAAUUAUAGUGAUUUUAGGAAUUUUUAA